Messenger RNA from Brassica napus (rape), 957 nucleotides. Its product is annotated as E3 ubiquitin-protein ligase AIRP1. Lineage: Eukaryota; Viridiplantae; Streptophyta; Magnoliopsida; Brassicales; Brassicaceae. The transcript is spliced from 5 exons. Gene Ontology annotation, molecular function: ubiquitin-protein transferase activity. Bases 286 to 762 code for a protein of 158 amino acids. The record is from RefSeq and is a predicted model, not a curated record.
AUCAAUUAUCUCGAACUCAUAUGCUUAUUAGUAUCCUAAAGAAUACGAAGUCUUUUUUACUUUAGUUGAAUAAAAACCCGGAGUUUCCUUUUACGAUAUGGUUUGUGAAUUUCUGAAUAUAAAUACAAAAAGGUUUGAUUAACAACCAAAAUAACCCAUUAAAUUAAUGUAAUUUGAUUCAUCCGUGAUUAAAGUCGCCUCUGUCGUCUCAGCCAUUCUCUCCCUAAUUCAACACAAAACAUCAAGAGCCUUCCAGGAUCCUAACAAAAGUUUGUAACUUAAAGAAUGGGCUGCUGCUGCUGCUGUUUCCCUAUCCUACCUGAAAAUUUAAGAGGUAUAGAUGAGCAUGUUCCUUUAUCUCGUACCUCUCCUUCCUCUGUGGUACCUACUGGAGCAGUAGAUAGAAACUUGGCCUCUAAUCUAUACACUGCGCCGCUUCAACCUCCUCUUCCUGUAUCAUUCUCGCCCAGAGAUCAAUCAAAAUUGCCGACAACUCAGAGCAAUUCCAGCCAAGAAGCUAAACACAUUCUUCCAGAGAAGCAAACAUGGCAUGUUGGUGAUCAAAGUGAUAUUAAUCUAAAGAAAAAGGAUCGAGAAACCAUAGACGAAUGUCCAAUUUGCUUAGAAGAAUAUGAAACAGAGAACCCGAGACUGCUUACGAAAUGUCGCCACGAUUUUCAUCUCGCGUGCAUUCUUGAAUGGAUGGAAAGAAGUGAAGCUUGUCCUGUUUGUAACAAGGAAUUGGUACUCCCUGAGUCAUAAUUAAGACACAAGAAACAUAGAAACUGGAACAUGAAGUGUGAAGAAAGGUACAUAAGAUUUGAUUUAGACUUAGCAUUAGGUGAUAGUGUUGUGGAACAUGAUGAACAUUAUUGCUUUGAAUUCUCCUUUUGGUUGUUCUUUUCUUUACCAAUCUUUUGAUUAAUUUACAUCAGACACAGGAAGACAUUAGGAUGC